Molecule: messenger RNA, 1091 nt
Organism: Zootoca vivipara (common lizard)
Lineage: Eukaryota; Metazoa; Chordata; Lepidosauria; Squamata; Lacertidae
Gene: SREK1IP1
Product: SREK1 interacting protein 1
Molecular function (GO): nucleic acid binding; zinc ion binding
Source: RefSeq, a predicted model, not a curated record
AUGGAAAAACUCAACAGUAUGCGUGGAAAUAAAGAAGGGUCCUUUACGUAGUCCCCCCCCCCUCAUUUUCUUCUUUAGCUACUGGGCUACUUUUAUUCCGAUUGACAAGGACCAGAAGCGCUGCCAAUCAACUAGGCAGCCCGCCUCCUUUGGCUAGGAGCGGCUUAUAGGAAGGGGACUAUCGCACUAUUGCAGGGUUUCUGUGACAGUUGCGUGGCCUGGGACACCUUCGUCCGGGGAUCAGCGAAGGGCCUCCCCUGUCAACCUUAAAGCUCUUUCUCCGGGAAUCAGAAAUGGAUUCCCUAUCUGCAGUUCCUUCACUUGUCUCCCUGGCAAUAUCGUCCCUCUUCCUCCUUCCUCCACCCCUCUUCUCUGCCUGAUGGUACUCGCCCUUCGUGCUCGGGUCAAAGUUUUCCGGCGGGGAAGCGCUGCCAUUGCUACUUCGUCCGGCCAAGAGCGGGGCAUCGUGGCGUCUCGGUCGGGGGCUGCAUGGCGUUGCCAGGUGGAAAUAAAGAUAACAUCAGAGCAGGGUGCAAGAAAUGUGGCUAUCCUGGUCACCUGACAUUUGAAUGCCGAAACUUUCUUCGGGUGGACCCUAAAAGAGACAUAGUUUUAGAUGUCAGCAGCACAAGCAGUGAGGAGAGCGAAGAAGAGGAGCUGGGAAAGCUGCAGGCCAUUCCAGAAAAAAAGGGGACUUCUGCGGAAGAAGAAAAGAAAAAGACCAAAAAGAAAGGCAAAGAAAAAUCAAAAUUAAAGAAAGCAAGGAAAAGGUCUUGUUCCUCAAGUGCCACAGAAGAGGAUGAGCCUAAAUCGAAAAAGCAGAAAUCCCACAAAAAGGAAAAGAAGGAGAAAAAGAGUAAAUCCAAGAAAAGAAAACAUCACAAAAAGGGGAAAAAGAAGAGAAAAAAGGAGAAAGAUUCUUCAUCUUCUGAUAGCUCAGACUCUUCCAGCAGUGACUGAGGACCAAGCCAGGGAUGUAGUUCAGUCCUGAUUAGGAGUAUAAUGAUGCCCAGUUAAAAUAUGUAUAUUUUUAUUGAAAAAGUCUGUUGUUUAUAAAUAUUUCACCUUACAUUAAAGUAUUUUUUUUGAAA